GCCCCCGUCGCGGUUGAGCUGCGGCCACAGUGGACGCCCAAAGGCAAGCCGCAGCCGACACGCCCGGCACGCGCGACCCGCGUGACCCUCCCGAAUGGCCUGCCCGAGCCCUCGACCUAUCCCCCCUCAAAGAACUGGCUUGACAAGGUGGAGAAGAUGCGCGCUGCGGGAGAGGCGCCCAAGCAGCACCCGCUGUGGGCGUUCUUCCAUGUCCCGCCCGAGUCGAUGGAGGUGACGGCCGACACGAAGAUGCCGCCUGAUUUCGGGAGUCUGCCGCGGUUGGAGAACGAGAGUGCAGAGCUCAAGUCGGGCCGCUCGUGGUCCGCGCCCGAACUCCGCCUCAAGUCGUUCGAGGACCUCCACACGCUGUGGUACAUCCUCCUGCGGGAACGCAACGUGAUCGCGACGCAGAAGGCCGAGCGCAAGCGCAUCCGCAUCGCACAGCAGUACGGCGGCAAGCUGCUGAGUGUCCGAAGCUUGAGGUGCCGCAAGUCGAUGGCGCGCAUCAAGUACGUGCUGAACGAGCGGCGUUUGGGCGCGAUCGCGGCCGCCGCACCGUCCGUGCAUGCCGACGCCGCCCAGCGCGUCUCCGUCCCCUUCGCGCUCAAGGGCCUCAACGACCCUGCGUCCCAGGUUGAGGCGCUUGCUGGCGUCACCCCC
Cutaneotrichosporon oleaginosum is the source of this 660-nucleotide messenger RNA. RefSeq names its product mitochondrial 54S ribosomal protein uL29m. The record is from RefSeq and is a predicted model, not a curated record. Gene Ontology annotation, biological process: mitochondrial translation. Gene Ontology annotation, molecular function: structural constituent of ribosome. Gene Ontology annotation, cellular component: mitochondrial large ribosomal subunit; mitochondrial ribosome. NCBI's taxonomy places the organism in Eukaryota, Fungi, Basidiomycota, Tremellomycetes, Trichosporonales, Trichosporonaceae.